Molecule: messenger RNA, 1029 nt
Organism: Exserohilum turcica Et28A
Lineage: Eukaryota; Fungi; Ascomycota; Dothideomycetes; Pleosporales; Pleosporaceae
Exons: 1
Coding region: 1-1029 (342 amino acids)
Biological process (GO): response to hydrogen peroxide; protein complex oligomerization; response to heat
Source: RefSeq, a predicted model, not a curated record
AUGCCUUCAGUCGCAUACAUAAACCAGUCUGCUCCUUUCUGGGACUUUAUUGCGAACCUCGAGCAGCAAGCUCCUUUCGGCCAAAAUCGCAAUGACGAUGGUGCUCAAAACGAACAUGAACAUAGAGAACAUCAAGGACCCCAAGAUCCCUUUGCUCCAUGGAAUUGGGGCCACCCAUUUUUCGGUGGAGGCAGGGGUAUGCCUCAUCGUGGAGGCCCCCAGGCACACCACGAAAAUCAUCAGGAAGAGCCUGUAGGCGAGAAACAAGGCGAGAUGAAUGACGCAAACGACAAUGGGGAGGGCCCAUCUGGCACCUCUGGCUCUGACAACGAGACUCGUGCUGAAGAGGAUUCUCAUACCCGGGCCCGUCACGGUCGCUGUGGUGGAGGGCCUCGCGGUCGCGGUCGCUGCGGCCGUGGUGGUGGUCGGGGUGGCUUUGGAUCUCACCACGGUCCUGGACCACAUCACGGACCCAGUUCUCACCAUGGCGGUCGCCGCGGAGGCUGGGGCCCAUGGGCGCACGGCGCUCCUUUUGGAAGAAUGGGUGGCGGCCCCUUUGGUUUUGGCGGCGGCAACUCUUUCGAUCCCUCCGCCUUUGUAACCCAGCUCUUCAACCAGUUCAACGACCAGCAUCCCUCCAACGCGAGGGACAACACCAGGUCCUCUGAGACCGAAGACCACACCCCCGAAGCCGACAUUUUCGACACCGAGUCUGCCUAUGUAAUUCAUGUUUCCCUCCCCGGCGCUAGGAAAGAAGACGUCGGUGUGAACUGGGAUGCCGAGAAAAGCGAGCUCAGCGUUGCUGGUGUCAUUUACCGUCCUGGAGACGAGGAAUUUCUAAGGACACUUGCCAUGGACGAGAGGAAGGCGGGGCCCUUUGAGAGAAAGAUUCGUCUGGGCACGAGGGCAAACCCCGCGAGCAUUGACGCUGAUGGUAUUACUGCCAAGUUGGAGGAUGGUGUGUUGAGGGUCCAUGUGCCCAAGCUGGAUUCGGGAUAUGUUGAGAUCCGCAAGGUCGAUAUUGAGUAG